CCGUUUGAAAGUCUUGAAGCUGAAUCUCAGAAAUCAGAGAGACUCGAAAACACCACAGCGUGUUUAACCUCCCGAGGACCUCCACUCUCCACGCACUGCAUUUCUUUCUUUCUUUCUUUCUUUCUUUCUUUAACGUUUUCUGGUUAUAACCUGAACUUUUUACUGAAGUUUGCUGCACUGAAAGUGCUGUCAAGUCUUUGGAAGUUGGUGAAAGUUGAGCGUUUUGUGGUGCAGAGUGUCAUUCAGGGCAGUUCAGAGAAAAGAGUUUGUAACACAAAUAUCCGCAGAACAUGACGAGGACGCGACUUUUCACCGGACAAACGGGACUUUUCUGAGGUCCGCUUUCACCCUGCGCUGAGGGAGAAGAUGAGUUACUGAAACUGCGGGAAAUAACGUCGUUUCUCAAAGGAUAGAUUCUGGUCUCCUGGCUCUCAGCUCCAGAGCAGAUGUGGGAGGAGGACCGUAGCCCCAGUGCCAGCUCGCCUCAGCCUGCAGAUGGUGCCCAUCCUGGACCAGAGACUUCGCCAGUGGAGUGUCCCAAUGGGCCCAGCUCAGGCGGAGAUGGAAGCAGCGAGCACGCCGAGCAGGAGCCAUGCAUGGAGGAAACAACAAAUACAGACAACAUCGACAGAAACAACAGUGUAUCACAGCUGGAUUUCAGCAGCAUGCCCAGCAAAAGCAUCACAUGUCAACCUCAGGCCAGAUCUACACCCUUGCAGAAGUCAUUAACCAGCCCCUCGGAGUCCGCAGCGCUUCUGAAAAAUGGCAAGUCUCUGAAACACCAGGUGCACAGCAAUGGUGUCAAGAACGGAGCAGCAUUCUUGCGGGCGUCAUCUUCGGCAUCCUCGUCUUCGUCUGCACAUCAUAAGCACCCCAAGAAGUUGCAGUCGAACCCGUCGCUUAACAGCCAGAGCAGCAAGAGGAGUAAAGGGAGUUCGAAGUCCAACAGCUCGCAGAUUCCUACAGAGGCCCAGGAUGACUGCUGUGUGCACUGCAUCCUGGCCUGCCUGUUCUGCGAGUUCCUAAUGCUGUGCAACAUCGUCCUGGACUGCGCAACAUGCGGCUCGUGCGCCUCCGAUGACUCGUGCUUCUGUUGCUGCUGCGGAUCGGAAGAAUGCGGCGACUGCGAGCUGCCUUGCGACAUGGACUGCGGCAUCAUCGACGCCUGCUGCGAGUCGGCCGACUGCCUCGAGAUCUGCAUGGAGUGCUGCGGCCUCUGCUUCUCAUCCUGAGCCUCCUGCAGGGGGCGCUGCAGUGUUCGCUCAAAACUUCUCGAGAGAAGUUCUCGGUGGGAAAUGUGAUCAGAGGACUCCUUACUCGCCGUCAAGGUUGGUUUGCCAAUGAGAAGCGUGAGAAAUGCUGCGACUGAGGUCCAGUCCCGUUUCCCCGAGCUUGGUGAUUGGGUUCUAGUUCAAUAUGCUUGAAGUCAGAGACUUUCAGCCUUGUGCAAGAAUUUUGGGGCGUUCUCUGUUUUUUUUUUUUUGCAGUCUGGUUUUAGACUCUUCCUCCUGAUUCAUAUUAAGCAUUCCAACUCGACUGGAAGAGAAAUCUUUAAGACAUAGAACCUUGCUAAUGGUGGUAGAAGUUGUAGCCUGGAAAUUCAAAGAAUGAAUCUCAGCACUGUUGCUUAUUAUGUUGGUGCACCAAAUCCCAAUGCAUCCAUGUGAAAAUUUAUAUUGUAGGUAACGAAAUCUCGCGGGAAGUUUUUGAUGACACAAGGUUCAACUUUAAAGGUUUUUAAAAUGGUGUAAGUAUUGAUUUUUUUUUUGGGGGGGAGCUGCACAUUAUUAUUAUUAUUAUUAUUAUUUUUUACCUUUAACAGUUCCAUAUUACAUUAAAAAAAAAAUCAUGCUUGAAUGAGAACUCACUGAAUUAUUAUUUUUUUAAACAUGUUGUCAUCUUUUUACGGAAGCCGAGAGAGGCCCUUCAUAUAAUCCUUUUUUUUAUUCACCUUGUUAUCCCGAGAUAACGACAUAAUUAAUUCAGGAUCUCGCGAAAACAACACAAUUAAUUCGAGAUCUCGAGAAAACAAAACAAUUAUUUCAUGAUCUUGAGUAAACAGCUGAGAAAUGGUUCAUUCAGGUGCGCCAAGAGACUUGUGAUAUGCUGACUUUGGGGCUAUUUCUCAUUCUGUAUAGACGCAACUUUGGUCAUUAGAAUGUCUGGAAUAAUCGAUCACCUAAUAAGGCAAUAUUUUGAUCAGGGGUUGACACAGGGAGAGAUUGCAUUAAGGGGGCGCAGCUCUGCUAGAAAUCUCAGCUGUUUUCUCGAGAUCAUGAAAUAAUUGUUUUGUUUUUUCGAGAUCACAGAAUAAUUGUUUUGUUUUCUCGAGAUCUCGAAUUAUGCCGCUUUUCCACUACCAACGCGGCUGAGUUGGGCUGAGCCGUGCCGUGCUGAGUUGGGCUGAGUCGAGCUGAGUGGGGCUGUUGGAGUUGCAUUUCGACUACAACCGCGCUGAACCGUGCUGGCUGAAAGUGGGUGGACACAUUGGGUGGAGUUAGCGAAAGUGGGUGGACGUCACGUGAUGUCGUUAGGCGGCGCAAACAGUGACAUCAGUGACCUUUUAAGUGGUAGUCUCACGACCCGGAUAGUAAACAAUAAACAUGGAGUCGUUAGUGUUGCUGGUCUUGGUGCUGUGGCUUGUUGUCACCGACAACGCCAACAGAUACUGGCAAGAGCGUAUAGAUGAGGCGAGGCGCAUAAGGCUUCAGAAAUUCUCGUAAUUCGUAAUUCUUCUUCUUCCGGGUUUACGGUGUUUACAGAUCCCAGCGUGCUCGCGGAACGUGUGUGGGCAUGUGAGGACACUCCUCCUCACCAAUCAGUGCACAGGGGAGUGUCUGCUCACGCCUCUAGCCCCACUCGGCUCGCUUUGGCUCGCUUCAGCCCUACUCCAAAACCGUGCGAGUUUUGGGGGCUGAGCAGGGCUGAAGCGAGCUGAGUCGUGCUGCUCUGAGGUAGUCGAAACGCGAGCCAUGUCGGGCUGAAGUGAGCUGAAGUGAGCUGAAAAAGGGUAGUGGAAAAGGGCCAUUAGUUGUGUUGUUUUCUCGAGAUCCUGAAUUAAAGUGCUGAUGACACGUUUUUGACAUUUUUGGCGAUGUUUUAUAACAUAAAAAGUAAUUCCGGAUGAUCCAUAUAUUAAUUCACGAAGGCGCCUAUUUUACAAGUUAUGAUAAAAAACGCAGCUAUUUGGGCAAAUUUGACAGGGCUGCAGCACCCAGGAGACGAAAGAGGAGGAGGAGCUAUAUGACGUCAGCGAAAGAAUCUUCCUCCUCACUUACCAGUUUGUUGUUGAUGCGAGAGGUGUUCAGUUUAUCAUUAUUAGUAUUAUUAUUAUUAUACAUUAUUAUAAUAUAUAUAUAUAGUUAUUAUGCCUUCGCGUUGUGUUGCCGGAUUUUGCUCCAAAACCCACAAGGAUGGGGUAAGUUUAUUCAAGUUCCCCAGAGAUCCCGAGCUGCAUGCGAAGUGGGUGAAGCAAGUCAGGCGCACUCGUGACAAGUGGGAGCCCUCACCAACAUCCGUCCUGUGCUCUGAACACUUCGAUUUGGAUUGUUUUGACACCCUUCCCAGCUUAAAAGAAUCUCUUGGGUGUUCAGUUCAGCACAAACGUGUGCUGCUACCAUCAGCAGUGCCUACAGUAUUCCGGAGGGGGUCUACUAGUAGCUAUGCCGGAUCCAGCAGUCGCCUGGGACAAGGCGACUCCUCCAAAGACAGUCCUCCUGUCAGAACAUGUGUUGAGAAACGACAUAAGAUAAAGGUACGUAGAGCUAUAGAGUGCUCCGACAUGAUGCUAAAAAUAGUAACCAUGCGGUCUGCGCGGCCAUCUUGUAAGUGACUCGCUCCAGAGCGCUCAUAGAGUACACAUCAUAGAGUACACAUCAUAGAGUACACAUUCAUGAUAAUCAUAAAUGUAAUCAUAAAGUCGGCUUGAUAUCAGUCAUGUAUUUGCUUGUGAAAGCUUGUUUCUCAAAGCAAACACUGAGGGAAAGCUAACUUAGCCAGACAAGUAGGCUACAGAUUGUCAUUUGCUUACGCUGAUGUAGGUUAUCAAAUAUUUUGCUUCAUUCAAGGAUAAAACUAAGAAGCCAUAAACUAGAAGACGUGCCUGCCAAUAUUAUCCUAAAUGUAUCACGGAUCAGGCAUAGUCGUAAGCUUAUUAUGUUAGCCGUUUGCAUGCUCCAUUAGGAACUAUGUAUUCAGUGUAGCAUACGGCUUACAUGAUAUAAGCAGUGUUUACACAUGCAAGACAACAAUACACAAUAUUAAAAUAUUGAUUCCGUAACAUUUUGAACAAAUACGGGUUGACCUACCAAUCCUUGUUAUCCAACCUUGUGGUGUUCAAUGCUGGGCUGUCUGCCUGUCCGCUGUCCAUCUCGGAGUCGGAGUCGCUCUCAGAUCGCACAGUAACAGGUUCAAACCUGUACGGUUGGAUGCACCCGUGUUCGUCAUCACUUGAUUCUUCCGAUCUAUCCCACUCGCAACACAAUUCUAGACUCCCAGAAGAGGAAGAGCUAGAGAGUUCACCGGCGUUUUCAUGCGCCAUUUCCAUUGAGUAGACAGCCAGUGAACCGCAGCGUGUUCUCCCGCUGACGUCACAGCAUGGCCGCGAGCCACGGGCCCAGUUUUCUUGUGCUGUGCAAUUAAAAGUUGGACAUUCGCGUAACAACAGCUUCUUUUCACGUAAUUAUAACAGAAAUCUAACAUGUUUGCCAUGUUGUAUAGUUUAUUUAAGAAAUUGCAUAGAGUCAUGUUCGUGUCAUCAGACCUUUAAUUAUGUCGUUAUGUCGGGAUAACAAGGUGAAUAAAAAAAGAUUAUAUGAAGGGCCUCUCGCGGCUUCCGUAUCUUUUUGAAGCAGCUUCAAUUUAUAUUCUCCAGGAAACCGUAACCAGAUUUGACUUCAUCGGUUUGGCUACGCUGACGGCACGCCGUGUCGUCAACACAAUGUAAAGCAAAAGAGUUCCCUUUAUAUAUGCAUCGUUACUGUAGUACUUUGCUGGUCAUAAACUGUGAGCACAGGACUGAAAUGGACAUGAGCUGGAGAAAGAGCUGCCUUUAUUUAAAGACUUUCAUGCAAUGCACAGGUUUAACGAUGCCUUGUAUUUACUCAUGUGAACAGAGAGAUCUUUAUCCCAUCCUGUGAUUUUUUUUGUUUGUUUGUUUUGUUUUUCCUUUUCUUUCUAUUCCGUUUAUCAUGUAUUCAUUUUUCUGAUUUCUAAUUGUUCUUUAAUGCUGGAGGUUUUUAAAACUAUUCAAAACGGCAAAAGUGCUACGCAAGUAUUAAUUACACAUCCUUUUUUUUUUUUAAAGUAGGGUUGCACUGAAAUUUUGGCCACUGAAUAUUUGGGGGAGGAAAUGAGCAAAAAUAUCACUUUGAACCUGAACUUUUACUUAAAUGCUAGGGUGCAUCAGUUGCCCCCUAAAAACGAAAAGUUCCUCCGAUCAUGAUGCAUUUUUGUUUUUAUGUUCCUUUUGGUAAGAAAACACACUGGGUGAAAUAUUUUGACAAAAUUCAAAAGUUUAAUGGUGGCACCAGGAGCUCAAAGUUAUGGAAAAAGCUGCUAUUUUAUGACUUUUAUGACAAAAUUUCAAUCACUUUUCAUGAAACAUUAUGGCACCUUAUAGCACGGGCGAUUGCUCUAAGACAGCGAGGGAGGCUCAGCCUCCUCUAAAAAUGACGAACAUCGUGUAGGAUGAAUUGCGCUAGGCUUAUGUUAUAGCCGACCUUAUAACAUUGCUAUUUCAGAUCCAGAAUCACAGAAAUAUGUGCUCAACCCAACUACAGUGCGAAAUCAUUCCGUUAUAACUUUCCCCAGUUCGCCUAAUGUGUGCGUGAGUUUUUCCCCCUCGUGACAGCGCGAUGCAGCCCAGCCUCAGUGGAUUGGGAGCUAUGUGCUUGUCAAUCUCAAAAUGCAAGACGAUUAUUGGACAAAUACUGCGAAAAUGCCCGCCCACAGAGUCUCACGGACUCCCAGCCUCAAUGGACUUCAACGGCAUUUGGGAGCUCUGCGCUUUUCAAUCUCAAAAUGCAAGACGGUUAUUGGACAAAUACUACGAAAAUGCCCGCCCACGGACUCCCAGCCUCACAUGGGAGGGACAUGGCAGUUUCCGCGAGGAGACUGGUGAUUGGUGAAAGCGGCCGGAUAUUUUCUUUGAUUGACAGCUCAUUUCAACUAUAGACAGGCAGCGGACAGUGUUGCCAGAUCGGGCGAUUUCCCUCCCAAUUGGGUGGUUUUAAGUGCAUUUUGGUGGGUUUUGAACAUAUUUUGGGCUGGAUAACGUCAGCAGUCUCUGGCAACAUCAGUUCAGUCCCAUGCGGAUUCGCAAGUGCUGUGGUGUAUUGUAAGAGCUCAGCUUACAUUUCGAUUUCAUUCAUUACAUACGGUUUCUACCAGCUUUUUUAGUUUGUAUAUAUUUUCAUUGUAAAUAAAGUGUAAAUAUAGUGUUGUCAAGUUUGCUAUCUUAGUUCCAGAAAUUGCGUUUAUUUGAGUGACUGAACUUGAACUUGAGGGGGCUAGUCAGCUAGCAAGAAAGCUGUGCACGGAUGCCAAGCAUUGCUGAUUUAAUUUUGGCGAAGCCAUUUGCCAGUCUUCCUUUCGAGGAAAAAAUUAAAAUUAAAGAGCAGGGUAGACCAACACCUCAAAUUGACUUGGUGAAAA
This is a messenger RNA of Neoarius graeffei (lesser salmon catfish), 6654 nucleotides long. It is a transcript of the gene mdfi, whose product is annotated as MyoD family inhibitor. The transcript has 5 exons. NCBI's taxonomy places the organism in Eukaryota, Metazoa, Chordata, Actinopteri, Siluriformes, Ariidae. Bases 447 to 1232 code for a protein of 261 amino acids. The record is from RefSeq and is a predicted model, not a curated record.